Molecule: messenger RNA, 357 nt
Organism: Aegilops tauschii subsp. strangulata
Lineage: Eukaryota; Viridiplantae; Streptophyta; Magnoliopsida; Poales; Poaceae
Source: RefSeq, a predicted model, not a curated record
AUGUGGGAUACAAAUGAGGAGGAGGAACUGUAUGAGCCAUCAGGUGAAGAAAAGGAUGAUGAUGAUCAAGAUGAGGAGGAAUUGGAGGAAUUGGAGGAAAAGGUGCAAGAGGAGCAACACAAUGAAGAGGAGAAAGAGAGUGGGCAACAUAUUCAGAAGAAGAAUAAGGCCAAGAGACACAGAAAAGGGCCAGCUAGUAGAUCACAUGGAAGUGUAGAGCAAAUGUUUGAGGAUGACUGGAUACCAUCAGAUGAUGAGGACAAAAAACCAUUAGACCUGGGUUUGGAAGAUGAUGAUGGUGCUGAGGCAAUGGCUUAUGUGUUGCCCAAUGGAGAAAGAGCAGAGCAAAGAAGAUGA